GCACGAGUAGCAUCUCUUGACGAAACAUUAAACAUCUCUCGACUGAAAAGUUGCAUCUUCUUGUCUUCCUUAACCUCUGCACAUUCUUCUUCCUCCUCCUCGUGUCUGCAAAUUCUGUCUUUCGAUGAAUUAAACAUCCAUCAAUGGCGAGAAGAUCCCACUUAACAGAUUUAGGUUGUAUAGCUUGUGAAGAUUUAACAGAAUUAGGAGCAGGAAAAGAAGGUUGGUUAGUUAAUGAUCCAACCCUUCUCUCAGCUCUUGAUACUCAUUGUCUAGCCCUUUCUAAUCAAUCUCUAAUUCUAAUCCUUGAUUGGAAUAAUCAAGAUUCUAAUGAUCCUUCUUCAAUAAACAAACUUAAGAUCCGUCCUUCAUUAAUCCCAUCUCUACAAGGUGAAAUCACAGCUAUUCAAUGGCUUGUAUUUGAUGAUAUAAAAGUUCUUGCUAUUGGUACUUCUAAUGGGUAUCUUUUGAUUUACUCAUUAAGGGGUGAUCUGGUUCAUGAACAGAUGAUAUAUCCUGGACGGAUACUGCGGUUGCGAGUACGAUCAACUAAGAGUCUUCUAUCAGAGGAUGCUUCCUCAGAAGAGCUUUGUGUUGUUAUGUCUGAUGUCAUUGCACGUUUUGAUGGAUCAGACCUUUGGAAAAUGCUUCAAAAGUGGUCUCAAGACACACAUUCACAAAUGUGGGAGCAAAAGACACAAAAUGGAGAGGACCUUGCGAACUCUUACGGAAGAAUAACCCACCAGCUAUGGAAUGUUAGCAAAUAUGGAUCGUGCGCUGAUGCAUCUAUAACUGGACUAAUGCCGCCUCCAUUGAUGGAAGUUCAGUCAAGUGAGCGGUUUUAUUGUGCUGUAACUAUUGGAGAAGAUACUGUCAUUUCAGCAUAUAGGCUUUCAGAAGACAGAAGCAGGUCUUUAGUUGGAGCUAUUUUGUCAAAGGUUGUUCCUGUUGCAUUUUCAACAAUAUCUUCCUUCUCUAGUAUGAUAUGGAGUAGUAAGAAAGCUUCACCAAAGAAGUCAGAAGUGAAGCCCCAGUCAUUCGCUAGAGCAUCUGUUCUGACUUGUUUGAAAGAUCACCCAAGAAAAGGAGAAAAGCUAACUCUAUCACCUAGUGGUUCAUUAGCUGCCAUAACUGAUUCUCUUGGUCGUAUAUUGUUACUAGAUACGCAGGCACUUGUUGUUGUUCGAAUUUGGAAGGGAUACCGCGAUGCUUGUUGUCUUUUCAUGGAGAUGCAAUUUGGAAAAGAUAAAGCAUCAUCUAGUUCGGCUUAUCAUGAAUACUCAAAGAGUGAUUAUUGUUUGUGUCUUGCUAUUCACGCACCUCGGAAAGGAAUAAUUGAGGUGUGGCAGAUGCGAAUUGGACCCCGUCUUUUUUCCAUUCAAUGCGCGAAAGGUAGCAAAAUUUUGCAACCCACUCCUAGGUUCAUAUCAUCAUCGUCUUAUUCAUCAUUGUAUUAUCCUUUGGAAGUGUUCCUAUUAAAUGGGGAUUCUGGACGAUUGUCAGUUCUGAACCGAUCUUUCAAUUGAUUUGUGAAAAGAAAAUA
This is a messenger RNA of Papaver somniferum (opium poppy), 1543 nucleotides long. Its product is annotated as rab3 GTPase-activating protein non-catalytic subunit-like. The record is from RefSeq and is a predicted model, not a curated record. The transcript has 8 exons. NCBI's taxonomy places the organism in Eukaryota, Viridiplantae, Streptophyta, Magnoliopsida, Ranunculales, Papaveraceae. Gene Ontology annotation, molecular function: protein binding. Bases 144 to 1526 code for a protein of 460 amino acids. Gene Ontology annotation, biological process: regulation of GTPase activity.